AUGGACAGCAAAUUCAAAACGGAUGAUCCUCAAGACCAGUCUAUGGUCUUCAAAUUGCAAAAGGCCAAAGUCUGGUUAAAGAACUUUAACGGAGAAUUUCCUUUGUUGAACAACUUAUCAGAACCACCAAUGGUUAUUGCCAUGGUAGACAUUGCCUUUGGAAUGUUUACAGCUUUCUACCUCAAUAGGUUUGGUCUUAAGCAAGAGGCAAACGUCUUUCCUAUUCUCAAGGCCUUGGGACAAGUCAAAGACCCAAAGGAACCCCAACGCAGCAACACCAAGAGACUAUUUUCUGAAGAAAUUGGAUUUUGUUCCGUUGCCCUCAGGAGAAUCAGCAAGCAGAUUAAUGCUCCUGUUUUGAAGAACAAUUCCAACUACAAGAGACAACAUUCAUUGCCGCCCUUGCUGAAAAUGAUGAUAGCGCAAAGCUGGCAGUUAUAUCAAAAAUUAUUGAGGCAAGUUACUAGUAUAGGUUCAUCUUGUUUCUCUUCCCACUCCAUUUGCUCACCGCACAUCAACAACAGUUUCUCAAAACCAAGGGGAUCAGUGCUGAAGUAA
Molecule: messenger RNA, 558 nt
Organism: Cylindrotheca closterium
Lineage: Eukaryota; Bacillariophyta; Bacillariophyceae; Bacillariales; Bacillariaceae
Source: the annotation of a GenBank genome assembly